Magallana angulata is the source of this 948-nucleotide messenger RNA. RefSeq lists its product as uncharacterized. The transcript has 2 exons. Gene Ontology annotation, molecular function: G protein-coupled peptide receptor activity. NCBI's taxonomy places the organism in Eukaryota, Metazoa, Mollusca, Bivalvia, Ostreida, Ostreidae. Bases 1 to 948 code for a protein of 315 amino acids. Gene Ontology annotation, cellular component: membrane. The record is from RefSeq and is a predicted model, not a curated record. Gene Ontology annotation, biological process: G protein-coupled receptor signaling pathway.
AUGCAAGACACAGCUAACGCUUCUGUCGAUCUGUAUUCGGCGCUGUACGAUUUAUAUGAUGAAAGCCCCGAAAACGGGCACCUGCUAGUUGGGGAACAAACCUGGCUCCUGAACAUCGCUAACGGAUACUCCCGAUUCCAUGGCUACACAAGCCUGGUUGUUUGUGUGAUUGGAAUCCUCGCCAACAUCGUCAGUAUUUUCGUUCUGAACACGAAAGAGCUGCGGAGUUCCAGCAACUUGAUUCUGACUCUGAUGGCCAUUAGCGACGCCAUCACCAUGGUUCUGUACAUCCCCCAGCUGAUAUUGUUCUACAUCAGGGACGACAACGAGCCGCUCUCCCAGUACCUGUCCUACAGCAGGGUCAUCUACAGCCUCGUCGCCUCCCAGAUAACCCUGGCGUCCCACAAUGCCAGCGUGUGGCUCGGGGUCUCUCUGACCAUCUUUCGAUUCCUUCAAUCAAGAAGCAGGCACCACGUCUCAAAGAGGACGAGGAGACUCCAGACCGCCGCGGUGGUUUCUUUCGCUCUCGUUAUUUCGGUCGCUUCCUCCAUCCCUAACACCUUUGCCCACAGGGUCGAGAAGUUUACUCUAGAUAAUAACGAGUCUAUAUACGUCAUCAACGUCCCGGCUGUGGCGACCAGCGCCUCACACACCUUGGUGGACACCAAUGUUCUGCUGUACGCCAUCGUGGGUAAGCUACUGCCCUGUCUGCUGAUGAUCGUGUUUGUCGGGGCGUUAGUUCAUUCCUUGCACAGGAGAAGCCAGACCUUUUCUUUCUCCACUAGGAAGCGAACUGUGUUGAUGGGGAGAACGAACCGUUUGCUGUACACCAUCGUGACCCUGUUUUUGAUUACUGAACUUCCCCAAGGAGUACUAGUCCUGUUGUGUUCGUUUAUCUCGGAUGUCCUUAUCAUUGCCACAGUGAAAAGGGAAUUUGCAGUAGAUUAG